AUGCAAGUACCCCCCCCCAUUCCAUUCCAUUCCAUUCCAUUCCGUUCCAUUCCCCAUCCUCCUCCUCCUCCUCCUCCUCCUCCUCCUCCCCAUUUGAUCCCCCACUACUAACCCGCCCUCGUUCCUGUUCGCUCCAAAAACAGCGCGAACACGCCGGUGAAUUCGGUGCCCACUCUUCCUCGGUCGGCGCACAAAAGAAGGACCGGCUGCUCGCCAAGUUGCCGUUCGACUGUUGUGCCCUGACCUUGAAACCGGUCACCCACCCCGUUUGUACGGAUCAGGGCACCGUCUAUGAUUUAUGGUCCAUCAUCCCAUUCUUGAGGUGAGUUGAGUUUUCUUUUUUUAUGCACAGGUCCAGAGUGAAAGUUUUUUGGAUGCUGAUGAUGCGGUAUGAUGUGGUGUGGUGGGAAAAGACAACACGGCACGGAUCCUAAAACAGGCGCCAAACUCGGUCCCGGUGAUUUGACCAAACUGACCUUGCACCGUAACGCGCAAGGCACCUACCACGACCCCGUCACCUUCAAACCUUUCAACGAACACACCCACAUCGUCGCCAUCAAAACCUCGGGCAACGUUUACGCUUACGAGACCGUGCACAGGUUGAACCUCAAACCGGGUUCGUUCAACGAUCUCUUGACCGACGACAAGUUCGAGAAGAAGGAUUUGAUCACGCUUCAGGAUCCGUUGAAUGUCGAAGCGAAGGAUUUGAGCAAAUUCGAUUAUGUGAAGAGGGAGUUGACGUUCGGCGAGGGGGAGCAGUUGGAAGGGAUCAAUACCAAGGCUGUUGGGGCGGGCGUGGAGAGGGUCCUGAAGAGUUUGGACAAGCGGGAAAAGGCUGCGGAGACGGCUGCGGAGAAGGCCAAGGGGAACGAGCUAGCGCACGAACCGAACGCCCAGGUCGGCAAGACGAUCAAGCAAACUUCAGUCACUCCGUACAACGCAUCAGUCACUUCGGCCGGAAGAGCCGCGGCGAGUUUGACGAGUACGUCGGCACCGGUUCAUACGGCGAUUGAGAACGCGCUUUGGAACGAGGACGAUCUCAUGUUUGAAGCGAUCAAAAAGAGUGGCUCUAAAGCGUACGCGAGAUUGGUCAGUCACCCACCCAACAUGUAAACCCAUUCUCUCGACGUGAUGCUGACUGACCAGUUUGCGUCGACUUGCGCCCCCCCCCCCCCCCCCCAAGCAGAUCACCAACUUUGGCAACCUCAACCUCGAGCUCUAUUCGCACAUCGCCCCUAAGGCAGCCUACAACUUUCUACAACUCUCCUCCCAGGGCAAAUACAACAACACCUCCUUCCACCGCCUCAUUCCCGGGUUCAUGUUACAAGGUGGAGAUCCAACGGGUACGGGGAGGGGAGGAAGUUCAUGUUGGGGCAAGCCGUUCGAGGACGAGUUCCUGAACCGGAAUGCGAAGAAGCAUGAGGAAAGGGGCACUUUGUCAAUGGCGAAUUCGGGACCGGAUACGAACGGUUCACAGUUCUUCUUGACCUUUAGGGUGAGUUCCCCCCCACCCCGACUUUGUAAGGAGCUCACCGCUGAUUCGAUAAUUGGGGGUUUCCCAACAAUCAACUAGGCCACCGCGCAUCUGGAUGGGAAACAUACCGUUUUCGGUCGCCUGGUCGGAGGCGAAGACGUGUUGAAAAAAAUCGAAUCCGUUCCUUGCGACGUGACGGACCGACCUUUGAAACCGGUGACGAUCAAAGUACGCCCCCCAUUUCCCCAAAAACGUUUUACUUUCCCCCAGAAUCACAUUCACUGACUCCUCACCACCUCGUGAUCACUGUCUUCUCGCACCUCUCUUAGGACGUAGCCAUUUUUGAAGACCCCUUUCGAUCUUAUCGUGAGAAAUUGGAGAAACGUCUUGCGCGAGAACACGAGACUAGAGAAGGGGAAGGGUUGAGGUUGAAGAAGAAGAAGGAGAGGGAAAAGGAUCGUACGACGUGAGUUAUCCAUUCAUAUGAACUCUUUCAAAUAGGAAUUUGAAAGGAUCGAGAGAGGGGGUGGCUUAAUCGUUCGUUGGGGUGUGUGGGCUCACAGAUGGUUCGGAACGGACUUGACGAAAACUCAACAAGUUCAAUCGACGGUACAUCUCGAAGCGCCCAAAGUCGGCGUAGGCAAAUAUAUCGGUGACCCAACUCAAGGCAAUCGGGAGGAUAAGAAACGCACUUCCAAGCUCGAGUUGGAUACACCGAUAGGUACGACGAACGUUAGUAAGAAGCGGAAAGGAGGCUUUGGGGACUUUUCGUCGUGGUGA
Microbotryum saponariae is the source of this 2254-nucleotide messenger RNA. The record is from the annotation of a GenBank genome assembly. NCBI's taxonomy places the organism in Eukaryota, Fungi, Basidiomycota, Microbotryomycetes, Microbotryales, Microbotryaceae.